Molecule: messenger RNA, 9035 nt
Organism: Venturia canescens
Lineage: Eukaryota; Metazoa; Arthropoda; Insecta; Hymenoptera; Ichneumonidae
Gene: Fak
Product: protein tyrosine kinase 2 Fak
Exons: 19
Coding region: 1167-7106 (1979 amino acids)
Biological process (GO): protein phosphorylation; signal complex assembly
Cellular component (GO): cytoskeleton; focal adhesion
Molecular function (GO): ATP binding; protein tyrosine kinase activity
Source: RefSeq, a predicted model, not a curated record
GUUUGCGCUUGACGACUGCGGCUCUCUGGGAAGCAUUCUCAUUUCUCUCCUCUUCGAUAAAUUCAUCCACGGCGCAUACACACACGUGUAUACAAACAUCGCGAUCACGUCGGACGGUGCUUUUGCGUAACAAAGUGUGAAUUACUCGAGCGCGAUCAUCGCAUUCGCGCUUCCAGUUUCUCUUCUCCAUCCGCGAAAACAGGCCCGAGUUCUCGUACAUUGGCAAUCGGAGCUCUCCGAAUUGUUCGUUACGAGUUGCUGCUCUUUGAUUUUUCCGCUCGAAGAUACCGUCAAAAUACCCCGUUAAAUUGGGUCCUUUCCAAAACCCAUCGACGAGUGUGCGUUCACAUUUGAGACAAAUAAAACUCGAACACGCGCUUCGAGUCGCGCGCGCGAUUAAAAUAAUUCUUCUUUCCCUCCCUUCGCUUCUCCAUUAUCGAGUGUUACGCGGAUAAAUUCGUUUUAGAAAACACUCGGAGACCGCUCUAGAAAUGGUUAGGGAAAGUGAACAACGCGAGGUGGAGUAAAGGCAGGCAGAAGAAAGAAAUCAAUUGGAAUGUUCCUCGCUCCAGUACGCUUUUCUAUCCGAUCAUCUCGUAAAAAUGGACCAAUUUUAUUCCCUCUUCUCGUAACUCGCCGAACGUGAUGCCGGUGCUGCUUCGUCUUCUCGUUCUUCUGGCCCGAGACGGAGCCGACGCAACGAUCAGGACUUUACUGAGGUUGCGUUCGCCAACGAUCCACCAGGUGUUGGCCGACUGUCGCAAUCAGCCGCCCACGCGCGAAACGGACAAAUUGAGCGAUCGACGGAUCGGCUGACAAUCGCGACGAGCCGUCUCUCCUUUACUGCAAAUACGGGAGCGCGUUUUCGCAUCGGAACCGUGCGAAUGAGCCGAUUCGGUGUUAGCCGCCGUUGCAGCUCGCGGGGGUGGGAAAAAAAUGCGGGCGAUCGCGACAAGCGGACGUGGGAAAUGGUCUCGAUUUCUCAGGCGAAAUUUGAAUGCCGUUUUGUUUUAUUUUCAAAAGCGAUCGUCGCCGUAUUCGCGGAGACACGCGGACGAAUGUGCUUGUGAGAACAGUGAAGAAGUACGAGGUACGGACGCGUACACACCGAACGCUUCACCCCGUGGACCGAGGGUCGUGGCGAGAGAAUAAACGGCGAUAAUAACAUGCUGAGCAUCGUCGAACGCAAGGACAGUCGUACGUCGUGGCCAAUGACGCGCUUCCCCGACGGAAACGUGGACAAUUUGCGCGGUGAUAAUAAGACGGUGGGUGAUUCGAGAGUGAGAAGAAACGGGUCGAAUAAUUUUGGUGCCGGAAGAGACGUAGCUCGUGAAGGUGCUUGGCAGAGGAACAGCAAAGCUCUCUUCUGCGCUCUGGGUCAGCUGGGCUGUAACGAUUCGCAUUACACUCCGGACACGGUUGGAACGUGGAAAUUUCACAGGGUCCCUCCCCGACAGAGCCAUGAGGGCAUGAGCGCCGGAGGAGACGGAAGCGGAGUAGGCGGUGGUGUACAAAAUGCCGGUGGAGGUGGGAGGAACACGCCGCCGCAUGGAUCACCAACGCCAAUGGACAAAGCCACCUUGAAAGUACACUUGCCGAACGGCGGUUUCAACGUUGUCAAAUUUGGCGACGCGAUCGAUGUAAAAGGCAUUAUUUCACUGGUGACCAGCCGUUUGGCCGUCGGCACGAGGCAUUAUCGAAAUCUCUACGCUAUGAGACUUCACCAUCCUGGGUCCGGCGAAAGCUACUGGCUUCAUCAAGAUACCACCAUGUAUCAGGUGCAAGAAAAAUACGAGAGGAAACAUCCCCAUAGCGAGUGGAGAUACGAACUCAGAGUUCGUUAUUUGCCACAAAAUCUAAACGACCUUCACGAGAAGGAUAAAGUCACCUUCUAUUACUACUACGAUCAGGUACGAAAUGAUUAUCUGAACGCGAACCACGUAGCGUUGGACCAAGAUGUGGCUGUUCAACUCUGCUGUCUAGAAAUACGCUACUUUUUCAAAGACAUGCCUCAAGUCGCUCUCGACAAGAAAAGCAACUUGGAAUAUUUGGAGAGAGAGGUGGGACUGCACAAGUUCCUUCCGCGAUCGGUGCUGAACGGUGUGAAAGCAAAAACUCUGAGAAAACUCAUACAGCAACAUUUCAAAAAAGUCGCCGCCCUCACCGAGCUCGAAUGUAUGUUCAAGUUCUUUGAGCUGUUACAAUCUCAUUAUAGAUUCGAUCAAGAGAGGUUCAUAUGCGCUUUGGGGACAAGUUGGUCGAUACGCGUAGAGCUAGUCAUCGGGCCUGAUCUUGGAAUCUCUUACAUGGCGCAUCGAGGUGGGACCGUGGUGAGUCCCGAAAUAAUUUAUCCUGUCUCUAGUGAUGUGAAUUUACAGCCAACGAGAAUGGCGGAAUUUUCUCAAAUUCAGUCGAUACAGACUCUUGUUUCUGACUGCAAAGAACACGCAAAGGCUUGUAUAAAGUUGCGAGUCGCGGGGGCUGCUGAAACGCUGAGCAUCACCUGUUCGAGCCUCGAUCAAGCCGAGAGCCUCGCUGAUCUCAUUGACGGCUAUUGCAGACUCGUAACGGGCAGCAAUACGUCGCUCUGGAAUCGCAAGGCUGCUUCAUGGAAAAACUAUCCCUGUCCUUGCAAAGACGCUCAUCCACCGAAGUACAGGCAAGAUGGCUCCGGCAGUCCGGAGAAGAAUGCCGGUAAAACUGGCACUAUUUUAUCGGAGGAUUAUGCCGAAAUCGUCGACGAGGAAGGCGACUACUCGACACCAGCCACACGAGAUUACGAGAUCGUGAGAAACCAAGUGGAGCUCGGAGAAAUAAUUGGAGAGGGUCAAUUUGGGAAUGUGCACAAAGGCUCGUACAAAGGACGGGACGGUCAGUCGAUCGCCGUUGCGGUAAAAACGUGCAAGGUCGAUGCCGACUCGGCAACAGCUGAUAAAUUUCUCGAAGAAGCCUAUAUAAUGCAGCAGUUCGAGCAUCCUUACAUAAUAAGACUGAUCGGUGUGUGUUCGGAAGCGCCGAUAUGGUUGAUAAUGGAACUAGCCAAAUUGGGGGAGAUGAGAGCUUAUUUACAAUCGAACAAGCAUCGUCUCGAUCUCGCGACUCUUCUUCUCUACACUUUUCAAUUGAGCACGGCCUUGUCUUAUCUCGAGAGUAAAAAAUUCGUUCAUCGUGACAUAGCGGCGAGAAACGUGCUCGUAUCGUCGCAUAAUUGUGUCAAGCUCGCUGAUUUUGGUCUGAGUAGAUGGGUCGAGGAUCAGAGUUAUUAUAUUGCGAGCAAAUGUAAAUUACCCAUCAAGUGGAUGGCACCUGAAAGCAUUAAUUUUCGAAAAUUCACCACCUCUUCGGACGUGUGGAUGUUUGGUGUAUGUAUGUGGGAAAUUUUGAUGCUCGGCGUAAAACCAUUCCAAGGAGUCAAGAAUAAUGAAGUUAUUCGUAAGCUCGAGAACGGUGAACGGCUGGCACUCCCGAACCAUUGUCCGCCAAGAUUGUACUCGCUCAUGUCGCAGUGUUGGAGUUACGAACCGAGCAAACGGCCAACUUUCAAAGAUAUUCGAGAAAAUUUACACGAAAUCUUGUUGGAAGAGAAACAUCAGCAACAAGAGACGAUGAGACGCGAGAAUAGGAGAGUCCAGGCAAUGUCUUGGGGUGCCGACGAGGUCCCACCUCCAAAACCGUCGCGUCAGCCGCAGAUUCAGUCGGAGCAGCAACAAACGAGCACAGCUGCAGCUCCAGUUUCAACGUACAUCGUCGCACAAAGUCCGGAGGUAUUGGCCCAAUUAUUGAAGGACAAUCAAGCGCGGGGGGUAUGUCCCUCUGUUUAUACGACGCCCGCUUCGCCCUUCAACACCCUCGCAGUACAAUUCCAAGAGGAGGACAAGGUCCUUACUACAUCGGUAGUCACGGAUCUGCCCUUUUUCGAUUCGACAUCCGUAACGUCAGAGACGACAAGCAGCCCGUACAACGACUCACAGUCGACAUGCGGUGACUCAACACAGUCCGAGACGAAUAUGGAUUCGAUCGAAUCCUCGGAAACAUUAUCCCCAAUGAUGUCAAGCCUAAAUAUCACGGAUCCAGUCCAAAUACAAUCUUCUUCUCCUGCGUCGUGUCGAAAACAACGGAAGAUUAAAGAGAUGCAAAAUUUGUAUUCGGUCAGUUCGAAGAUCGUUGGUAGUAUAACGGGUGACGUUUAUUCACCGGUGCAAAAAUUUUCAUCGGUCGCCUCUUCGUCUCCGGUAUCAAAUGCAACGACGACCACGACGAGCACUAGCAAUACCUCGUGCGGUGCUGAGAUUUACGGUCCGGUGGCUAAUUUUACUCAGAGCUCAGCGAUAAUGAGCAAUUUUUCACAAUCCCCAUCAGUAGGAGGAAAUUAUUGCGAAAAUCCUGGUAUUUACGGACCCGGCGGUUUAAACAAUUCGAUCAACGCUCAACACCUGGCUAAUUCAAAUUCGACUCAUUUCCCGGUUAGCUCGCAUGUCUCAAAUUCAAGCUCUGUAAUGCCCGCUUUUUCCACUACCAAUAUGUCCCAAGCUUCGAGCAUUCCCGUAUCUCACAACACCAGUUAUUCUUCUUCUCCUUCUUCGUCUCCGUCCUUGUCCUCCGCCGUUCACUCCAUCUCCGCCCCGCCCCCUUGCUUUUCUUCUUCGUCUCCUUCGCCUACUCCCUCAUCUCUCGUCUCAACUUCGUCGAUUCCCAUCGUAUCGUCCUGCUCGUCGACGGCUUCGAGCAAUUAUUGCAAUACCUCUCUUGCCGAUGGUGGUGGUGGUGGCGGUGGCGGUGGUGGCAGUGUCGCUUGUAUGAGCUCCGUGAGCAACGCAAUACCGAACUCUGGUAUAGAAUGCUUGUACGGCCCGGUUCUUAAAUUUCGCGCACAAACCGCGGUCAGUCAAAACUGUGUUGAAUUGAAAGCAGCUACGCCGCCCAACGUUUCCUACAUGCAAAAUCCACGAGCCGUCGUUGUCAACAGUCCAACACUGGGGCAAAACUAUUCGCAACAACAGCAGCAGCAGCAACAACAACAACAACAACAACAACAACCUCAACCGAUCUACGUUCAGAAUUAUCAGCCACAGCAGAUAUAUUCAAACGUUGGACAAUCGGGUCAACCGAUUUACUUGACUCGCGGACAAUUUUCGACGAGCUCGCAAAAACCACAAAACGUCAAUCAAGCCCAAUGCAUUAUAACAUCGGGCCAACAGUACAUGACUCACCAUCACGCGCAGAUGAACGAUCAAAACCAAAUAUACACCGUUCACGCGAUACCGGCAAACGUUAUACAAGCGCAUAAAAUGCAAAAUUUCGAGCCUCGCAACAACGUAGCCGUUCACCCCCAAGCCAAUUACCCACUUGGACAAUCGUCUCAGCACAAAGUCGAACAUAUCACCAACACCGGACUCAUUCACGGGCACGUAGUUUACUCGCAGUAUCCUCUUUCCUGCUCGUCUCAGCCGCAUCAGACCAAUCAGUACGUAGCGCAGGACGGCGCUACUAAUUUUAUUCCCAACGAGAUGGAUCAUCACAAACAGCAACAGCAACAACAGCACUAUGGUCAGAUGCCACAAAUGAUAAAUUACGGACAAGUCAGUCACGUCAUACCGCAACACUGUUUAACUAACUCUGCGAUCGUUCAACAAUGUGGCCCACAAAUUGCCAGUGGUGUCGUCGCCAGAGUAACCGCCAGUGUUCCUCAUAACAAAGGGGACGAACAACACUAUUCAGCGGAUUGCGAUUUACCCGGCUCGCUCGUGUCCACCGGAGUCGACGACGGCACCGUAUCCUCCAGCGGUUCUAUUCUCGAGGACUCGAAGCCAGAGCAGUUUCAGAGAAACGCCCAUUCACAGAUUCUCGAGAGCAGCUCGAACGAGGGUAACUCGUGCAACGUUGACGACGAGCAGAAAUUAUUGGAGCAACGGCUCUUUGAACAACAAAGACAAUCGGAAGAGGACAGUCGAUGGCUCGCGAGAGAAGAGAAGCGGCUAUCGAUCGCAACGAGCGGGGACGAAAGUGCGAGUCCGCCGAUUCCGAGGUCCAUGACGCAAUCACCGAACCACGAAACGACGCAUAGUGCCAAUACGAGCUCGUUAGGAUCGGACAAGGGAUCAGACAAAGUCAUAAUCGUGAAGAAAAUGGAGCCUGCUCCUACAGCGGAUUUGGACAGAACGAACGACAAAGUGUACGACUGCACGACGAGCGUUGUACGGGCAGUGAUGUCGCUCUCCCAACGAGUACAACAGAGCAAAGCGGAUCAGUACUUGGAAAUGGUGCGAAGGGUAGGAGUCGAACUGCGCGCUCUCCUAUCGUCGGUGGACGCUCUCGUUGAAAUUUUGCCUGGCUGUGCGCAUCGCGAGGUCGAAAUGGCUCACAAAGUCCUCAGCAAAGAUAUGGCGGAACUCGUAUCGGCUAUGAAAUUGGCGCAAAGUUACAGUUCGACGACCCUCGACGCUGAAUAUAGAAAAGGGAUGUUGUCCGCAGCUCACAUUUUAGCUAUGGACGCAAAAAAUCUUUUGGACGUAAUAGAUUCGAUUCGUAUUCGUUACCCCCGCGUGAACAAUCAAAUAUGCGAAAAGCACAACGAAAUAACGUGCAACUCCCGGCAAUCGACACCGGAAAAUCGCAUACGUUCGAGCCAAUCGGGCGAGCAGUUGUUACUCGGGCGAAGCCAAUCGACCGAAAGGUCAGAAGCACCGUUCAGGCAGAGUCAGAGCGGUGAUUUGCUUCAUCGACUCGGACAGUCCGUCGAUCGAGCAUUCCAGGGUAGCCAGACGAACAUGAACGCGAUUUCGAGUCUGGAGCGACGUCACCACAUGGUGACGAACAGUUUGGAGAGGAAUUCGACGUCGAGGAAACAAGUAGGAACGAACAGCUUGGAGAGAAGAAGACCGUCGAUAACGACGGGUUCGAGCGCCACGAGUUCCUCGCGUAAUCCGGUCAGUUUACCACCGAUUGUUCCGGUCACGUGUAGCCUCGUACAAACGAUAGCGCCGGUUAUUCAUCCGAGUCAGAUAAUAACGACCGACGUGAGCCAGCAAUUGGGUCAUUCGACCAACAGCAGCAACAGACAGCAAGUGAUGAACGAGACAGCAGGGACACCGAACAACGAUAGCUAACAACGAGGGCUCGUCCUCUGCUCCGAAUGUCAUUCGGUCGAAGCCUAAAAAGCGCAGCAGCGAGAAGCCAUGAGGAAGGGGAGAAAAGGGGAAGGUGGACUAUAAGUUUGAAGAAAAAGAAAUUAGCAAGACGGCAAAUGAAGACCAUCAUUCACCAUCAUCUUUUUUUUUCUUUCAUCCAUCACGCCGUUUCAAAUAUCAAUUACGUCAUAAUCAGUAUCAAUAGUAUUUAAUGUGCGCAAAUGCGCUCGAAGGAUCCACCCGAGUAUAUCGAACACGGGGCAUCGUUCACUUCCAAAUGUAAAUAAAACGACAAGGACGACGAACUCUUCGAGGUAUGCCGGUUGGAAAUUCUUUUCAUUUCCAUCAAAAGGAGGGACUCUAUGUGCUUACGAUUUUUUUUGUUUUCGUUUUGCGUCCUCUUUCGUACAUACGAUUUUUUCAUGACUGCGUACUUGUAAGUAGGUACAGUAUUUACUAGAUUUUUAAUUGUCUAUUAUAGUUAAUAUUAUAUUAUCGAGGAAAGGUGAAAUAAUAGACCGUAGCUAUUAUUGAAAUGACAACUCCAAAGCUUUAGGAUUACUCAACAAUAUUUGUUAAUUAUUGUACGCUGUACGAAAAAAAGGAACUUACAACAUCAGGGGCAACGAUAUUAAGAGAAUAAAUUACACAAACCAUAGAGCCGGAUGACGCAUGCGAACUGAUCGAUUUCAAUAUAUUUACACCGCAUAUCAUACUACCCACCGUUGCCGCUGUUGCUGCUGCCGCUGAUGCCACUGCGAGAUACUCGUAGUCAACAAAAAUUAUCACUAGCAGCAUUCAAGCUCUCACGCUUUUGUGGUACUUAGCGAUGACGAUAUGGCUCUAGGAAUUUAUAAGGGAAACAAAAAUUGAAAAAUGAACAUUUCGAAAUUUUCAUGGCCAACAGCCUGAGGAUCUCUCCUCUGCCUCGCUCUACAGGCAGUUUAUAAUACAUAUAAAUACAUAAAAAUAUGAAUAUGAAUGUAUAAAAGACGACAAAAUGUACUCGGAACAAUAAGAACUUACGAGAUCAGUCGCAAAAAAUGAACUGUCCCACGAUCGAUGAAUGAAAAUGUAGACUCGUAUUGAACUAAAUCUGGUCAACAAAACUAGCGUCGUUAUUUAUUUAAAAAAAACUCUUUUUUUCAUGCGCGCUCUCAGGGGUAAACCAUGCCAAAGAUGAAAAAGUUACAGAUUACACGCAUUUCGACAGAAAUUAUGUCCUCCACCGCAGAUUGAUCCUGCAGAGAGAUUCUGAUGCUACAUUUUUCAAUGGUAUCUUCACGAGAGAAUAAUUCAUCUGUAGAGGAACUUAAUGGUAAGAAAGGCACCAGAUCGAAUCUCUAUUUGAGAUUCGGUACCAAUUUCAAGUUUACAUUUUCAAACAUUGUUCGCUGGAUGUUCCGUAUAAUUUUUUGACACUUGGAUAGAAAAAAUGUUUUUUUUUUUUUAUUCUCUUUAAAAACCCACGUUAGACAAUUUGGGUUUUUUUUUUUUUUUUUUAAAGAACGAAGAUAACGAGAACAUUGAGCGAUCAAUAAAAUCAAGUCUUUCCGUGUUUCAUGUGAAAUUGAAUCUAUGUAUAUGGAACAAUGAAAAAAACUUGAUAAUCGAUGUUUCUUAUUUUAUCGAUUAAAACGAGAUGGUUGGUAUGGACGAAAAGUGUUUGUGACACGAUGAAUUUCCAGCGCGCUAACGAAAUGUUUGAUUAUUGAUUAUAAACGAGAAAAAAUGGGUUUUGCAUUGCCAAAAUUGCGAAUUCGGCCCACGUUCAACUCUAAAAACAAAAGAAAAUGCGCCUCGUACGCGCGCGCGCGUUCAUGUUUUUCGUAAACUUUCAACGACUCGAUGUUGUAAAUUUAUUAGAAAAAAGCGAAUAAAAUAAAUUAUCCCGCGUAUGAUUAUAAA